This is a messenger RNA of Cyphellophora europaea CBS 101466, 1170 nucleotides long. RefSeq lists its product as uncharacterized. Gene Ontology annotation, cellular component: mannan polymerase complex. Gene Ontology annotation, molecular function: alpha-1,6-mannosyltransferase activity. Bases 1 to 1170 code for a protein of 389 amino acids. NCBI's taxonomy places the organism in Eukaryota, Fungi, Ascomycota, Eurotiomycetes, Chaetothyriales, Cyphellophoraceae. Gene Ontology annotation, biological process: protein N-linked glycosylation. The transcript has a single exon. The record is from RefSeq and is a predicted model, not a curated record.
AUGAAGAUUGGAGCGAAGGACAUCAGUGUCCCCAACGAGUUCUCGUUGCCUAAGCAAAUUCAGCGCAUGCUACCAGCAUUUGGCGCGCUCUUUUUGUUUGUCAUGUACCUUUCAGGUUGUUUCGAUAGUUCGUCACCUGGCCUCCACCGCAAGAAAUCUGAGCACUUUCCUCGGAAGGUAUGGCAGACCUGGAAGGUUGAUGCCUUUGGCUUCGAAGAAAAAGAUUCCAAAGUCGCGCGAACUUGGACCGCGAAGAACCCCGACUAUCGUUACGAGGUCCUAACAGACCAGAAUGAUCUCGCAUAUGUCGAGACUCAUUUUGGCGCGGAUGGACUCAAUCGUCUAGACAUCGUUUACAUGUAUCGAGAGCUUCGCCUCCCCAUCAUCAAGGCGGAUAUGCUUCGCUAUCUCGUCAUGUAUGUCGAAGGUGGUGUCUACACCGAUAUCGAUGUUGAAGCUCUACGGCCAAUCAACAAAUUCAUUCCGGAGCGAUACAGUGAACGAGGCAUUGACAUGGUCAUCGGUAUUGAGAUUGACCAACCAGACUUCCACGACCACCCUAUCUUGGGCAAAAAAUGCAUGUCAUUCUGCCAGUGGACUUUCAUGGCGAAGCCUGGGCUGCCAGUCAUGCUGGAUCUCAUUGAGAAUAUCGUCAAGUGGCUCAAAGACGUUGCUAUGGAACAGCAGGUGCCAAUAUCAGAUAUUCAGCUUGACUUCGAUCAAGUCAUCAGUGGCACAGGUCCAAGUGCAUUCACACGAGCAAUCCUCGAAUACCUUUCGCGACGAGCAGGAAGGCAGAUCACCUGGGAUCUUUUUCACAACAUGGGUGAGUCGAAGCUGGUAGAGAAUGUACUUGUUCUCACCGUCGAGGCCUUUGCAGCUGGGCAAGGCCACUCUGACUCCGGGAACCACAAUGCAAAGCAAGCUCUGGUGAAGCACCAUUACCACGCAUCAGGGUGGCCCACAAAUCACCCCAGAUACUCACACCCAACGCUAGGAACAGUGGAAAGCUGCAACUGGGAUCCAGUGUGCGUCAAGGCGUGGGACGAUAACAAAGCGGGGUUCGAUUCCCUGUCAGAAGAGGAGCAGGCCGCGCAGAUCGCUCUCAAGCAGCAAGGAGGGCAGCAGCCAAAGAACAAGCGACAAGCCCGGCGCACCAGGCCGAGGUGA